Messenger RNA from Vitis vinifera (wine grape), 483 nucleotides. RefSeq lists its product as uncharacterized. The coding region runs from base 1 to 483 and encodes 160 amino acids. The transcript has a single exon. Lineage: Eukaryota; Viridiplantae; Streptophyta; Magnoliopsida; Vitales; Vitaceae. The record is from RefSeq and is a predicted model, not a curated record.
AUGUCUUGGCUUCUUGGUUCAAUGGAGCCUCAUAUUGUCACCCACUUGCGGCCCCAUCGCUCCGCUCAAUCUAUGUGGGCUUAUUUGAAGAAAGUUUAUCAUCAGGAUAACGAUGCUCGUCGUUUUCAAUUAGAACAUGCGAUUGCCAUGUUUCAACAUGGUAGUCUUUCCAUCCAGGACUACUACUCGGCAUUUUUGACUCUUUGGCAUGAAUAUGCUGAUUUGGUUACAGUGGAUGUUCCUAUUGCCGCUCUCUCAACUAUUCAGACUAUUCACGCGACUACCCGGCGUGAUCAGUUUCUUAUGAAACUACGUCCAGAAUAUGAAUCUGUCCGCUCCUCUUUACUGAAUAGAUCUCCUGUUCCCUCUCUUGAUAUUUGUUUUGGUGGGUUACUUCGCGAAGAGCAACGCCUUAGUACUCAAGCUAUUUUGGAGCAAUCUCAUGGCAGUUCCAGGAUGACAACUGUAGCUUAUGCUACCUGA